Durusdinium trenchii is the source of this 2129-nucleotide messenger RNA. Lineage: Eukaryota; Dinophyceae; Suessiales; Symbiodiniaceae. The record is from the annotation of a GenBank genome assembly.
CCACCAUCCGGCAGUGGACGGAACGCUCCCUUCUCACGGCACCAGCCAUGGCCUUUGCGAAGCCGAGCCUGGAACGUCUGGAGACCAAGGCUGUAGAAGAGGAUUCCAGGAGCAAGUCGACUCGACAGCAGUGGAGGCACUUGUUUGAAGACUUCUGCACAUGGCUCCGGGAUCAGGGGCAAGAAUUGAACCCCACAGAGCUGGACACACAGCUCUCGGAGUACUUGCGAAGCAAGUACUUCGAGCGGAAACCGAGAUCCUUCGCCGUGAAUGUGGUGAAGGCGGUGAAGUUCGAGGUUCCUUCGGAGUUGGGGCGGGAUGGGCUCUGGCGAGCACGCAGUGCUGUGGCACGCUGGGAGGCCUUGUCAGGACCAUGGGUUGAGAGUGAUGCAAGCAAGGCCCUCCAGGCAUGUUUGCAGGCCUUUGGCACUCUGGCUCUAUGUCAAUUUCUCGGCUCCUCCUUGGGCGUGUUUACCUUGCUAAGCCUGCGACGGCUCUUCAAGGGCAUGGCGCCAGCGGUGGAUUAUGCGGUACAGAGGGUUUUCCAGCACAUCUUUCCCAAGGCCGCAGGAUCAGGAGGCAAGUUCCUUCAAGAGGAUUUUGCCAACUUUUUCACUGCUCAGUUGAGCAAAGAAUUGAGCGAUGACGGGGAGCUUAAGGAGGAGGAGGACGACAUCAAGGAUGUGAGAGAAAAACCAGGAGAAGAGGCCGAACCGAGGCCGCAGACGCCCAAGACACGUCAUGCGGCGAUCCGCUUGGUGAUCAAGAAUUCGCCGGCACUCUUGCAGCUGGAAGUGUCCGGCUCUGCCGCAUGGCAGGUCAAUGGGCAUUUCGCUUUGCUUGGAGAGGAGCUCUGUGACCUGAACAUGGACACAGUGGGCCUGUUCUUCCGCAAAGGCGGUCCCAGCCCGAGGAAUGCAGAUGAGCUGAAUCUGCUGGAUGGCAACAAUCUGGAGACCUGCACGGGCGCUGGCUGCACGGGAGAGGUCGCUGCCUUGGGGGAGAGGUUGAGAUGCUUCUUGGACCCCAAGCACGCACCAGAUGUGAUGGAAGUCUUGAAUUCCAAGACGUUGUCCACCAUCAGCAAGCUUUUUCCGGAUGGCAAGUAUGAUGUGGCCCUUCUGCAGGAGACCUGGACAGCCUACGAGGAGACGGGGGUCUAUGCGCUGGAGGAGACCAACUGGCUGAAGAAGAUCCGUGGCAGGCCCAAUGAGCUCUACCUGUCGGUGCCUGACAAUGGCGACUUCGAUCCGGAGAAUGUGAACCUCUUGCUGAAGACUCAGAAGCACUUGGAUUCGAACAGGGUGGACUUUUACUCUCAGCAAUUCCAGCAAGCCUUGGCCGAUGGAAGCCCUCGCCGACCCACGGCGCUCAUCUUCGACUUCUUCAACCACGGCGAGAUUCACGCCGUGCAGCCCGACGAGCCGGACAGCGUCCGCGGUCCUGGGGGUCGUCGUAAGCAGAAGAGAGCGGCGGAGGCGUGCGACGCCAAGUACAUGCAGAGGAGGAUGAAGGCAUGGAUUCUGCUGGAUGGACAUCAUAAGGUGGAGGCCGCAGCGCGCCUGGGCUGCUCGGUGAACUGCCUGGUGUUCGCCCCGUGUGCGGAACCCUAUGAGCCCAUCGAGGCGGAGGAAGAGUCUUCGCCCCUCUUGGCGAAGAGCGUUUGCUUCCCCGACUUGUGGCCGGACGCGCAUGGGGUUCCGCAGGCCGUGUGGGAGGCGGCCAAGCUUUGCCCUCACAGCCCCAUGCUGCUGAGCAGUGGCCAUAUGCCUCCUGAGAAGUGGCAAGAUGCUUUGGGAUGCACUUGUUUUCAGGAGGCGCCCGAGUGGUUCCCAAGCUGGGGUAUUCCUCUCCAAUUAGACACCUGCCCUGACUGACAUGGAAGUCAAGUCAGACCAGGCUACGCCGUCCUGCAAAGCAUGAGUACGAGGGGCGUCCAUCCAGGAAAGAAAACGCUUUGCGAGAAGCUCCGGAAGAAAUUCGGCCCAGAGCAUGAGCUCUUCACCGAGCACUUCCGCUCGCGCAUGUGCGAGCUCCCUGAACACCUGCUAAUCCCCUUGUGGUCCCUUGGUGAGUUGUGACCAGAUGUGACGCUGUAAGAUUAUACUAAGGGCCCCCUAAACCGGUGG